GGUGUUUGGUGUGAACUGUGAAGGAUUGAAAAAUGGAGCCGUUUGGGUCCGUCCGUUGCUUGCACGUUGGAACGGAUUGACAAAGAAGCAUCAGUUAUGGUGUGCUCGGUCAGAGAUUCACAACAAGUUGAGUUGAAAACAAAAACACCCCAAGUUUUGUUCUUUAUUUUCCAAACAGCCCCUGUUGCUGUAGAAGUGGUACACCUUUUCCUCUCAUCUCUCUCUCCUGUUUUUCUCACCCAUCUUCGUACUCUCUCUCUCUCUCUCUCUCUUCUUCGUCUUCUUCUUCUUCUCUGGCAAAAGUCUCUGCCUCUCUCUCUCUCUCUCUCUCUCUCUCUCUCUGUACAAGGCCAUGUUUGGUGACAAGGACCGCAGCAGUGCUCUGCUGGCCGCCGGAGACGAGGCUUCUCAGAGCAAGGUGACGCGCCACGUCUCCAAGCAAAGCAAGGACUACAACAUCAACCACCCGGCAAAGAAACCGGGUCUUAAUUUUCUGAGGGAUUCAGGCUCUGAUGGGUUUCAAUCAAAGCCUUGCUCUAAUUUUGGGUCUCAGGAGCUGACCCUGAGCUAUCUCUGCGAUAAUUCCAAACUGGGUUUUCUGGACAAAGAGUUUUCCGGCAAGAAUCUGUUGACCUCUUUGGAGAAAGGUAAGGAAAUCUUGGUUCCCGAGAAUUCAAGCCAAGAUCACAAGUGGGUUGAGAGGGAUUUCCUCAAUUUAAACGAGACCAGGCUCAAUUCCUCAAAACGUGAGCUUGGUGACGAUGUUGAGAGAGACAGUAGGGAGAAGAAGCCAAAGCUUGAGACUUUGAAUCUCUCUCUGGCCUUGCCUCAGGUCUCGCUCUCUCUCACUGCCUCAAACGCUUUGCAAAACGGUGAGCCUUCCAUGGUGAGGCCCAGGAGUACCAUGGCGCCUUCCACCAAUACCUUAACCACUUAUUCCAAUGAUUACACAGCUGCUUCUUUAUCCUACUCUUAUUCCCAUCCCUAUUCACACAAUCCAAGUUGCUCGCUGACUCGAAAUUCGACAGAGAAUAAUUUCGAGUAUUCUGUUGGCAAGGAUGAUCAUAUUUGGAACUGUGGGGAGGGCACUAAUGGUUCUGUUCAUAGCAGGUUCAAGCCGAUUGGGGAUGGAGUUGGUUUGGCAAAUCCUGGUGGGAUUCUGUCGAUGAUGCAGAGUAAUAAUCGAAAGGAUUCAGGUACUAAUAGUCUUUAUAGGACAACUAGCUCUGAUAAUAACCAGUCUUUUUUUCCAUCGGAGUUACCUGCUAAGCCUAGAAUUGAUACUCAUUCUGGAGAUUCGAGAGGGAGAGGUUCGGACAGUUUGAGAGGUUUGGAGGGUGGAGAUGGUGGUGGUGGGAGAGUUAGGAAGUUAUCUAGGCCGGAGAGAAUUCUUCGCGAAAUUGUUUCCGAGUCUAUACCUGUCAUGGCUCCGGUGGUUCAGGAGCUUCAUGAGGAAACACUUUUAUCGACUAAUGAGUACUUGAGGAAUCUGAUUUCAAUGCCUGAGAAGAAAGAGGAGUUGGUGAGCCUUCAGAAAAGGCUUGAGAGGAGGUCUGAUCUUACAAAGGAGAAUCUGUCCAAGUGUCAGAAGGAUCAAUUGGAGAUUCUGGUUGCUGUGAAAAUGGGGCUUGCGAGCUUUGUAUCUGGGAAAAACCGCCUUUCGGCAACUGAGUUGGUGGAGACUUUCUUGUUUAUGAGAUGUAGGAACGUGAAUUGCAAGACUUUGUUGCCUGUUGAUGAUUGUGACUGCAAGAUUUGCUCAGGAAAUAAGGGCUUUUGUAGUUCAUGUAUGUGUCCUGUUUGUUUGAAUUUUGACUGUGCUAGUAACACUUGUAGUUGGGUUGGAUGUGAUGUUUGUUCGCAUUGGUGCCAUGCUGCUUGUGGUAUUCAGAAGAAUCUCAUUAAGCCAGGUCCGAGCUUGAAGGGGCCUUCUGGAACAACGGAGAUGCAAUUCCAUUGCAUUGGGUGCAGUCAUGCUUCGGAAAUGUUUGGGUUUGUUAAGGAUGUGUUUCUGUGCUGUGCAAAGGACUGGGGACUAGAAACCCUUGUGAAGGAGCUUGACUGUGUUAAGCAGAUUUUUAGGGGAAGUGAAGAUUUUAAAGGCCGGGAACUGCAUAUCAAGGCUGAGGAGAUUAUCUCCAAGCUAGGAAGCCAAGUGAUGUCUCCUUCAGAUGCCUGCAAUUUUAUUAUCCAGUUUUUCAACUAUACAGAUGGAGUGUCAGAAUAUCCAGCGUCUAGUAUAACCACAUCCUCAACAAAGGAGUUGGCAACUCCUCAAACCAGCCUUAGGAAAGAAGCAACCCUUUUUUCACAACCUGCUUCUCUACCUCCAAAAUAUGCUGCUUACAACACAAGUUCCAGUGUACAAUCUGAUUUGUUGUCAAAUGAUCUCCAUCAGAUUGAUCUAAAAUCUUCCCUCAUAAGCACUGAGGAUGAGUUCCGUUUUGGAACAGUACCGAAAAUAGAAGGGUUUGACAGUUUGGAAAGCAUGGUGAGGAUAAAGCAAGCUGAAGCUAGAAUGUACCAGAGCAAGGCGGACGAAGCACGGAGAGAGGCAGAAGGUUACCAGCAGAUGAUUCGGGAAAAUACAGAGAAGGUGGAGGAAGAGUAUGCUGGAAAGUUUUCCAAAUUGUGUCUGCAAGAGACGGAGGAAAAGCGUAGGAAGAAACUGGAGGAGCUCAAAGUUUUGGAAGGUUCACAUGGUGAUUAUUACAACAUGAAGACUAGGAUGCAAGCCGAAAUUGCUGGCUUGUUGGCAAAAAUGGAAGCGACAAAGCAGCAACAACGGGUGUAGCUUCUCUUUUGUCUUCCUUUUAACAUCAAUUGCUCUAAUUAAUUGUGUAGUUCAUUGAUUUUAUUGCUAUUUUGGAUUCUGCUUGUUAUCUCAAAUGAAAGUGAAUGGUUGUUAGCUCUUUUUGUAGUCUUUUGCAGAAGAUCGAUUGUUCUUAUAUUAAAAUGUACCUUUUUCGGUAUCGACUAUCGAGAUUUAUAAGGUGAUGUACUAUAA
Messenger RNA from Rosa chinensis, 3007 nucleotides. Its product is annotated as protein OBERON 3. Gene Ontology annotation, cellular component: nucleus. Lineage: Eukaryota; Viridiplantae; Streptophyta; Magnoliopsida; Rosales; Rosaceae. The transcript is spliced from 2 exons. The record is from RefSeq and is a predicted model, not a curated record. The coding region runs from base 353 to 2794 and encodes 813 amino acids.